Dendronephthya gigantea is the source of this 2065-nucleotide messenger RNA. Its product is annotated as cholesterol 24-hydroxylase-like. Gene Ontology annotation, molecular function: cholesterol 24-hydroxylase activity; iron ion binding; heme binding. The record is from RefSeq and is a predicted model, not a curated record. Gene Ontology annotation, biological process: cholesterol catabolic process. The transcript has a single exon. The annotation marks the transcript as partial. NCBI's taxonomy places the organism in Eukaryota, Metazoa, Cnidaria, Anthozoa, Malacalcyonacea, Nephtheidae.
CACCAAUGCUACGCUCAUUUGCCAGGACCACCUCGUUCAAGUUUCAUACUUGGCAACCUUCCAGACAUAUGGAAAUACAAGAAACUGACAGGCCGGACAUUUAUUGAGUUUGUUGUGGAACAACGAUUCAAGUAUGGAUCAAUCUUUAUGCUUACGCUGUUCCACAGAGCUGUGGUAUAUCUUGCUGAUCCAAGUUACGUCCGACAAGUGUUUAUAAACAACCACAAAUAUCUACACAAAGCAUCCUUUGUAUAUGAAAAAGUGGGGUUUAUAUUCGGCGAGAGAGCUCUGGGAUAUGGCUUAAUUACAAAUACUGACAAGUCAUCAUGGCGUAAGAGACGACAUAUUAUGAACCCUGCUUUUCACCGAAAAUGCUUAAAAGAUUUCAUGGGAAAUAUUAACAAUGUUUCCAAUAGAUUUUUGAUUCGCGUGGGCAAGGUAGCUGCUGAUGGAGAGCAUGUGAGUAUGGUUAAAGAGUUUACAAAUGUGACACUUGAAGCUAUUAGUCAAGUGUCAUUCAACAUCAAUACCAAUGCAAUUGAAGACCCUGAAUCACCAUUUCCCUCUGCAAUUCGCAACUAUCUCAGAGGAGUACAAGCAAACAUAGACAUUCCUUUACCUGCUGCAGUUUUGGGGAUUUUUCAAUUCGAAAUAUUUCAGAAAGAUUCGCAAAGAGUUCAAAUAAAUGCAGCAAAAUUCCUUCGACAAUUUGCGUUAGAGUGUAUUUUGGCACGAAAGAAGGAACUUGCUGGAAAAAAAGAAGCACCUAAUGACUUGCUAAGUCUUUUAAUUAAUGAUGGUAGCCUAACAAGCAUGGACAUCAUUGAUGAGUUUAUAACAAUAUUUUUUGCUGGCCAAGACACAACAGCAAACUCAUUCGCAUUUACCUUAUAUGAAAUCUUGAGCAACCCUCAUGUUGAAGAAAAGCUUUUGAAUGAAAUCAAAGAAGUGUUGGGUGACAGAGAGGAAGUCGAGUUUGAAGAUUUAGCAAAACUCAAAUAUACUGGACAGGUAUUGGCAGAAAGUCUACGGAAACACCCUGUUGUCAUAGGCAUUCCAGGAAGAAUUUUAGGUAAAGAGAUUACAAUUGGAGGUUAUAAAAUAUCAAAAGGAAGUUUGCUUUCUACUUAUUCCCUUAUGAUGGCUAUGAAUCCUGAAAUUUGGAAAGACCCUGAAGUUUUCAAUCCUGAAAGAUUUGCUGAUCCUGCAAGCAUCCCAAACUUGAGCACAAUAUAUUUUCCUUUUUCUCUUGGACCUCGUAAUUGCAUUGGGCAAACAUUUGCAAAGUUUGAGUCCAAAGUAAUCCUGGUGAAACUGCUUCAAAAGUUUCAACUCAAGCUUUUGCCUAAUCAAACUGAUAGAAUGCUCCAAAGAACGAUCAUGACACCUCGAGAUGGUGUGAUGUGUGAAAUUAACAAACGUGCUGAUGGGUAAUGUAGUGUCUGAUUAUUUUGCAAUCAACCUACAGUGAUGUCUUGAAAAGUUAGUUUCAGUUUAAACUUCUGCCAAAUCAAAUUGACCAAAUGUAAUUGGAAAGGGCAACUAUAACUAUAACACCUUGAGAUGGUGUGAAGUUCAUAGGCAUUUUUAAGAUUGGGUAUGAUGAACAAUAAUUUACUGUUUAAUGAUCAUGUAAAAAUUAUGUGUUUAUUGCUGGUGAUAGACCAAGAUGUACUUGAUGGGAUUUAAGAAUUUUAUUUGAUAGACUAGCCCUAAUUAAAAGAAAGGCUUGCAAAGUUCACAAAACCUUGUCCUUUGUAAAACAUCCAAAAUUUAGAUAGAGGAAGUUAGACUUUGUGCAUGCUUUUGUUAUUUUGUAGAUUUACACUAAUCUUCUACACUAUAAUAGUUAGAACUUGCACAGCAGGAUUUAUAUAAAUAUACACCAUAAUGAACACCAUGUCAACCUAAUUGACUGUAAAACUAAUCGUUUUAGAAACUCGUUUUUACCGUUUAUUAUCGUAGCUUAUAAUGACUCGUUAAAGUAGUUUUUAGAAUUUUUUUAAAAAUAAUUUCCCAAGUAAAUUUCCUUUCGUAAAUUCAAUAUUUUUACUGUGUAUUUGUA